Molecule: messenger RNA, 537 nt
Organism: Melitaea cinxia (Glanville fritillary)
Lineage: Eukaryota; Metazoa; Arthropoda; Insecta; Lepidoptera; Nymphalidae
Gene: lin-28
Product: protein lin-28 homolog
Exons: 5
Coding region: 1-537 (178 amino acids)
Molecular function (GO): nucleic acid binding; zinc ion binding
Source: RefSeq, a predicted model, not a curated record
AUGAGCGGGAGGGAAGGCGGAAAUGCAGUUCCGUCUUCGAGUAACGGUGGCGUGGUGACCGGCGUGACACGGCGGGGUCGUUGCAAAUGGUUCAAUGUUUCUAAAGGCUGGGGGUUCAUCACUCCAGAUGAUGGUGGUCAAGACGUAUUUGUUCACCAGAGCGUUAUUCAGAUGCCAGGCUUUAGAUCGUUGGGUGAUGAAGAGCUAGUGGAGUUCGAAUGCAAAGAGUCCGAUAAAGGACUAGAGGCCACCCGCGUGUCUGGACCCUCUUCUGUCGAUUGUCAAGGCUCACAUCGACGUCCUCUAUCGAAAAAACGUUUCAGGAAAAUACGGUGCUACAACUGUGGCGAAUUCGCAAAUCACAUAGCCGCCAAGUGCAGCAUGGGCCCUCAACCAAAGAGAUGCCACAAUUGCAAAAGCGAGGAUCACCUUAUCGCGGAAUGUCCUAUAAAGGUGGAGAAGAAAAAGGAUGACUCGCAAUCGAAGAAUUCAAGCAGCUCUCAGGAAAGCCCGCAGGGAAGCCCUCAGCAGCCGUAA